Symbiodinium sp. CCMP2592 is the source of this 705-nucleotide messenger RNA. NCBI's taxonomy places the organism in Eukaryota, Dinophyceae, Suessiales, Symbiodiniaceae. The record is from the annotation of a GenBank genome assembly.
AUGGAAUCUGGUCAUGUACUACUGGUACUUGGGGCUUCCACCAUCCAGAGUGAAAGGCUGGAGCAAAGCCGCCGGACCGGCCCUCGCGUCGUCCAGGAGAAUCGGACACUCCACACAGAGCUGGAGGCUCAAUCGCAGCAAAUCGAAGUUCUCCGGCAGCAGGUUCAACUGCUGAGGGAUGGACAUAUGGCCGAGCCUGAGCUGAAGGAGGAAAAUCUUCGCCUGCGCAGAGACCUGGAGCACAGCCGGGCCAUGCUGUCACGCUACACUGAUGAGCUUGCCACGAUCAUGCCUGGUAUGCAAAAAGUCAUCCACAAGUUUCAAUGCGAUUUGAGCGGCGAGGUCUUGGACAUUCCUGUCGAGGAUUGCGUGGCAGCUGAAGGGACAAGCGCCCAGAUGAGGCACCGUCCUCCUCCGCCGCCAGAAGCCCUCAGCGAAAGAAGGCCGCGUGCUGGCAGUCCCGGUGCUGGGCCAGGCAGAGCCAGCGGAGCCAGCGGAGCAAGCGCACGGACAGCUACCGGACCUGCAGGGCGUCUGUCUGGCUGCCUCUCCAGGCUUGCAGACGAGAACAUGGCCGUGCAGCGACGAAGCGCAGGCAAUGUCGGCCAACAGCAGAUGCGGGUUUCCCGGCGCACUCCUUCUCCGGUGCAACGUAAGGCGAGUUUAUGCUCCGUGGCGGAAGAGCCACCGCGCUGGCGCUUCUGA